This is a messenger RNA of Camponotus floridanus (Florida carpenter ant), 1803 nucleotides long. RefSeq lists its product as uncharacterized. Bases 238 to 1803 code for a protein of 521 amino acids. The record is from RefSeq and is a predicted model, not a curated record. The transcript is spliced from 2 exons. Lineage: Eukaryota; Metazoa; Arthropoda; Insecta; Hymenoptera; Formicidae.
AUGCCAAAGUGUGUGCUGCGGCCUUUAAGCCUCGACGUUGAUUUGUCAGUAGAACUAAUUACAUUCGGUACUCUUGUGAUACAAGUAUUAAUCAGUGUAAACUAAGUCAAUGUAUCAAAUAGUCAAAAGUAUUAUAUAGUAUGUAAUUGUGUAAAUUCCAUAGGCUUAGAGAUGUCAAAAGGUCUACGUGGAGCUAGUCGACAAAAGUAUUCGUGUGGAGCAGACAUAACGUGAGAGAUGCAAAUCAUCAUUGACAAUGAGGAAAUUGUGCUGCAGCAUUUUAUUGUAUGCGAAUUUUAUGACAUGGAGACAUGUUUCUGUUGGAACGAAAGUGACAAACUCGUCGUCUUCCCGUACAGGAGAGGCAGUUCGGUAGCACGGAAUGUGCGUGUUCUGUCGAUGCCAGGUCCUCUCAGAAAGAUCAGGAUUAUCGACAGUAGAGCCUUCUUCAUAUGUGUUUCACAGGGAGUUUAUAAGCUGUCACGUACUGGCAAAUUUGCUCUCCUGAGCAAAAAUGGUCUGGACAUGGGCAGUGAGUUCUUUCAAGUGCUAAUUGCCAAAGGUGAGCCGAACGGCGUGCAUCUCGACGACAAACAAGUUAAAUCCUCCACGUUGCUGUUUCCCAUUACGUCGAAUGCGUCUGAAAAGGAUGUGCGUGCCUUUUCUCUAAACUUGAAGGACACCGAGAUGCAAUUCAUAAAUUGUUUCACUACUGAUUCUGAAAGAAAGAGGAAUAUAUGCGUAAUCGCAUAUGAUAGAAAGUUGUUUGUGUUAAAGGAAGACAAUAUCGUGCAAUUAAUUUAUACCAGCGACCGUGCCAUCGUAGAUAUUGUGCCUGUAAAGAGGCGAGACAAGGUAGCAGGUCUCUUGCUUCUCAUAGAUGUAGAUAUGGUAAUCUUAGUGUACAGUAAAGAUUAUAAUCUAGUCUUUGAUAAGAUAUAUCUAGUAAAGAACAUGAGAAAUAUUUCUGCAUUUUGUGCCUGCUUUAGUGUGGAAAUUGAAAAUGUUUUAUGGAUAAUAUAUUGUGAUCAAUCCAAGACGUAUUAUAUGAGAAAGAAACUUUUUGCUGACUCAAUUCAAGAGACAAAAGUGGAGGAAAGGACAUUUAGAUGUAUACAGUAUUAUAAGCCAAAUAUAAUUUUAGGUCUGUCACAAGAGAAGAAAUUAAUUGAGCUUUCUCUCGAAGAGCUGGAGAAUUCCUUAUCGCUUAAUAAUGAUAUCAAUCUUCACAGUGAUAUGUUCCAAAGAACGGAUCUCAUUAUGGAGAAAAUUUGUGCCAAAGGAAAGGAAUUAAAUAUGCUCAAUGAGAGUAUAAUGGAUGAACGAGACAAUUUAAAAAGAAUAAAUUUAUAUGUUUCCAAACAAAAACUUCCAGUAACUCCUUACAUUGAAGUAUCCAGACUAUGCACUUAUCACUACCUUCAAUUAAAGAUUUUAGACAAACUGCCUAGAAACAGUCAUAUAAUAGUUAUUAUUAAUUCCAAGAAUCAAAGCACAUUCUGCAUGAAAAAAAUUACAGAAACAACAUUUACUCUAAAAAUGCCUAUUAAUGGAAACAGAAUACUGUGUUCUUCAAAUAUUCAUAUGGAUUUGAUUACAUGGAUGAAUAAACAACAGCCCUGGUGUCUUAUACAAAAUUUUAUAUAUUCUCCAGCACAAGAAGUCAAAAGAAAAAGAAGAAUAAAAGAUAAAACUGCCUUCAUAGAAACAAAAAUUGCAUCAUUGCAAAAAUUAAUAGCGGAAAAAGAUUUGAGCAUGACAAAAUUAAGUGAAAUAAAACGAAAUAUACGAGCAGAAUUAUAA